CCCCCAAGAAAAUCGCAGCCCAUAGCUAAUGGGAACACCAAGAAAAAUGACUCACCAAGCUAGGGUUCUUUAGUGCAAAAGCACCAAACUCUCCUCCAUCUGAUUAAACUUGUGGCUCGAAACAAAACCAUUUCACAUAUUCUCAUUCAAAGUACUUAAUUGGUCAUCAUUUCAACUUUCAACCUACUUGCAACCCCCCACCCUCUUCUCUUGUUAGGUGAGGAUCAAUAACCUGUCAUGGUCGAAUAGCUUGAAUCUAAGAAUUAGAAAACGUUUUGAGAAUCAAACAAAUUUACCACAUUAUUCUUAUACACAACAUUUCACACUACAAUAAAGUCUAGCUGCAUGACUGUUGUCUAAAAACUCGUCAGAGAUUUCAAUAAAGGAAGGAAAAGUGCUUUAGAAUUCAAAAGUCAAGAGGGAUGUUUCCACAUAAUUUCAUAUCAAAUACUUCUUAAGUCUAAAAAGAUAGCUCGGAAAUACAAUCCUAACAGAAUUCCACUCAAUAUUAUUUAUGGAAUGUCAAAGUUGGCAAGGUUUACCAAACUAAGAUAUUUUGGCUGCUUGUUUCACUAUAAAUACGAGCUACAGACCCUGUUAUUCCAUGCACUACCACCUUAUCUUCUUUGCUUUCAUUGUAAUCUUUGCUCAUUGAAUCCUCAAUGGCUUUCUCUCUUCAAUCCCUUUUGAUCCUUUUCACAACUUUGCUUCUGAUACAAACUCUGGCAGAGGCGGCAACGUGUAGCAACUGUUUCACCCAUUCGAGAGCAGCAUACUAUCCAAACUCUGAUGAAAAGGGAACAGAUGGUGCAUGCGGUUUUGGUUCUUUUGGAGCAACAAUAAACGGUGGAGAUGUAUCAGCAGCAUCUGACCUCUACCGAAAUGGCGUUGGCUGUGGUGCUUGCUACCAGGUGAGGUGCACCAACAGCAACUAUUGCUCGGACAAAGGUGUGACUGUGGUUAUAACUGAUCAAGGUUCAGGUCACAACACUGACUUUAUCCUGAGCAAACAAGCCUUCGGUAGGAUGGCUCAGACAACAGAUGCAGCUGCAUCUCUAUUAGCCCUUGGAGUGGUCGACAUUGAAUAUAGGCGUGUUCCAUGCAGCUACCCCAACAAAAAUAUUACUAUCAAGAUUGAUGAGAACAGCAACUACCCCCAUUAUUUGGCAUUUGUUCUAUGGUAUCAACAAGGUGACAAGGAUAUCACAGCUGUACAGCUAUGUGAGACUCAAAGCUUUGUAUGCAAGCUCUUGGAUAGGAGUUAUGGAGCAGUAUGGACAACCACUUCACCCCCAAGUGGUGCAUUGUCUUUAAGGAUGUUAUUGAGCGGAGAGGAUGGAGAUGAGUCAUGGAUUGUUCCUGUUAAUAACAUACCAGAAAAUUGGAAAGGUGGAGAGACAUAUGACACAGGAGUUCAAAUUAAUGUCUAGAGAUAUACAUCAGAGUCAUUCAUUUCUUUGUUUUAGCAAUAAAACUAAAAGAAUAAGUUCCUAGCUUUCUUCAAAUGUCUUCUUUCAUUAUGUUUUAUGGAUUAGUAUAUAUUUUAUUAUUUUGUGUCAAGGAAGGGAUGACAAACUUUAGUAAGAGAAAAUCUUAUGUAAUCUUUCUAAUAUUGAAUGAAA
Durio zibethinus is the source of this 1622-nucleotide messenger RNA. RefSeq names its product expansin-like B1. NCBI's taxonomy places the organism in Eukaryota, Viridiplantae, Streptophyta, Magnoliopsida, Malvales, Malvaceae. Gene Ontology annotation, cellular component: extracellular region. The record is from RefSeq and is a predicted model, not a curated record.